Trichomonas vaginalis G3 is the source of this 1422-nucleotide messenger RNA. RefSeq names its product armadillo (ARM) repeat-containing protein family. The record is from RefSeq and is a predicted model, not a curated record. Lineage: Eukaryota; Parabasalia; Trichomonadida; Trichomonadidae. The coding region runs from base 1 to 1422 and encodes 473 amino acids. The transcript has a single exon.
AUGUAUAAAGAUGAAACAGAUUCUGAUCAAUCAUCUCCUCUCACUAAGGCGAUUCUUGAUAAUAAAGGAUCAAAUGUGACAGAAGAUGAAAUCAAAGAAUUUACAUCAAAUUUAGAAUUAGCUCAUGUUUAUUUAGAAAAUGGAAAAUAUCCUGAAUACAUUUCCUGCACCAAUAUUAUCAGAAAUAUGAUCAUGGAAAAGUCUGUUUUGCUGACUCAAGUAGAUUUAUAUAAAGAAGUUCCAUUUUAUUUGGAAUCACUGACGAAAUGUAUAGAAACUAGACCUGUUUCACUGUUGAUAUUGUCAUCCUUAAUUUGUAGAUAUGAGGAAGUUGUAGAAAUUCUCAAAAACACAAACAUUUUCGAGAUUUUUUCCGAUAUCUUUGCUGAUAACAAUAACACCAAUGUAACUUCUAGCCUAUUUGAGUUUAUUUAUUAUAUAUUUAAGAGAGACAGUUCUGCUAUUGAAGAAUUCAUAAAAAUUGAUGGAUUAGGAUAUAUUAUUCAUGUUCUCCAUAGUUUAUCAUUUAUUGAUGAAGACACAAGUGAAAUGAUUGAUAAUAUUGGAUACACAAUAAUAAUAUUGGUAGAUAAUGUUCCGGUUACGGAAAUUGAAGAUUUUUUAAUGGAAUGCACACAUAGUUUCAUAUGUUUUCAUAAGUAUCAAGUUGCAUUCUAUGUUCUUUAUUACACUAUCAUCAAUUUAGGAGAAGAAGGAUUUCAAAAAUAUAAAGAUUUUCUUAUCGAAGAUGUGUUCGGAUCAAUAGACUGGAUAAUGAACAAGAUAGGUAUUGUUAUUGAAAAUGAAGAAAAUCCAGAGAAUUCCCAAGAUAUUUCUCCCGAUGAUAUAAUUGAACUGAAAAGAGCAAUUCAAAAUGGCCUUAUAUUAACAGAAGCAUGCAUAUCUAAUUAUAAGUUCAAAGAUUAUUCAAAUGUAUUCAUUUUAGACAAUUAUAUUCAAAUAAUUUUGAAUUUCGAUAAAACAUUUUCAAAAUUAGGUAUGAGAAUACUUAGAGCAUUUAUUCAAUACAAUCCAGGCAUUCUAGAAGAUAUUUUAGAGCGUUCAACACUUAUAAAUGAAUUAUUAACUUUUGAUGAGAAACCAUAUAUACUUCAAGAAGGAAUAAUAUCAUUAAUCUUUACUAUAUUCGAUUAUAUGGAUGCAAGUCAAUAUGAAAAGAUUAGUUCUUCAAUUUGGGAAAAAAUAUUUGAUUAUAUUGAUGAUUGUGAUAGUAUUGAUACCAAUUCCAGAUUGAUUCGAAUAAUAUCUGACUUAGUUUCUAAUGGUUAUAGUAUUGUCAAUUUCUUACCUUAUGAAGAAAUUAUAUCCCAAAUGGAAAUUAAAGAAGAUGCAGAGCCAUGUAGAGAUAGCUUUUUAGCAAUGUAUAAAACCGAUUAUGAUUAUUAUUUUGGAGAUCCAUAA